AGCCUUCUUUCCAAACUAUUAUCGGAUUGUGUUUUCAAUUUUACCCAUUGGUUAAACUUCCCGGGAAAAUCUUAUGAUAAUGAGGCCACUGCCUACCAAUCCCGACGCCGCGAAUCCCCCUGGCCCCGCCUCCGAUGACGCCAAAUGAGAGGAAACUGUACAACACCAUAAAAGGAAAAUACUCACGCAUGCGCAGUGGCCCGAGUUUUGUUUGAAGUGAACUGCUGCCUUGGAACUGCCCUACAAGCUGCAAAGUCGCCAAGCAUUGGGUUUUUAAUCUGUAUUUCCUCCAAAUUACUUCUACAUUCGUUCAGCACCUCUAUGCAUCGCAGAGACGAUGUUAGGCCACCACUAUCCAAAUGCCGACAAGUCGCAGCAACUGGUCAACUAUGUGGAGGAUUACCUGGAAUGUGUGGAGUCCCUUCCUCUGGACAUACAAAGAAAUGUUUCCCUGCUCCGAGAAAUCGAUGCAAAGUAUCAAGAGGUGCUGAAGGAGGUGGAUGAAGUGUUCGAGAAGUACAAAGGUGAACAGGAUGCGGCUCAGAGGAAGCGCCUGCAGGUCCAGCUGCAGCGGGCCCUCAUCAUCAGCCAAGAGCUGGGUGACGAGAAAAUCCACGUGGUGACCCAGAUGACGGAGUUGGUGGAGAACCGUUCCCGCCAGAUGGACUCCCACUCGCUGUGCCUCCAGGAGCCCGGCGAGGCCGAGCGGCUCACCACCGAGCGACGCUCCAGUGUCCAAGAGCAGCCGGCGCCCGAGCGCACCUCGACCCGGCGCCCGCGACGGCAGCGCAACAGCGAGAGCCGCGACUCAAGCCACCCGUCGGCCAACGGCUCUCUGGUGGACGACCCCUCAGAGGAUCUGUCCAUCCCUCCACCCCGGGAGAAGAAGUCAAAGUCCGCCAAGAAGAAGAAGCACAAGUCCAAACAGGAACGGGACGCCUCGCCAGUCGAAUUUGCCAUCGACCCUAAUGAGCCCACCUACUGUCUCUGCGAGCAGGUGUCUUACGGCGAGAUGAUUGGCUGCGACAAUGACCAGUGCCCUAUUGAGUGGUUCCACUUCUCUUGUGUGGGGCUGACCUACAAACCUAAGGGCAAGUGGUACUGCCCCAAAUGCAGAGGGGACAACGAAAAGACAAUGGACAAAAGCCUAGACAAGAACAGAAAAGAACGCCGGUCCAGGUAGUGACCUCCAUCCCGAAGACGUCUUCGGUCCGAGGAUUAGAACUGUUGGCCGUAGUUGAUAACAGUACUCGUGAUGUUGUAAGAGCACAAUCAAACACCAUUAGUAGCAGCGCUUAUUUUGAAUCAAGGACCAGUUGUGAUUGAACUUGUGCUGUUACAUCACUGACCGUUUCCACUGGGAAUAAAUGUGCUGUAGUCUGCGGGAUGUCCGGCUGCUGCAAGAAUCACCAGCUAGAAGCUCCCGACAUCCUCAAGCGUUUUGUUUUUUUCUGGACUUUUAUUUUUUAUUUUGACUCGUCUGUUUUAGUAUUGGUUUAAUUCUGGUCAAGGUCCUAAUAAACAAUAUGAUUCCUGCGAAUUAUCAUUAUUUUAUUCAGUUUUGGCCAAACAAAUUGUCUCUCUUUAACUUUCUUAAUUAUACCCGAUAAUUUGUAAUCUUUGUGUCUUUAUAUGAUAAUGGCUUCUAGAGUAUAACUUCCACAUGUAAUAUGUAAGAGAUUGAUAUUUAAUUGAGGAGAUGAUUGUUGAUGGGACACUGGAAUAGAAAGAUCAUGUUUGUGGACUUGACGUUUUCACUGGUUCACUAUCGCUAUUGUGUAAAUUUCUUUUUAUAUUCAUUAAAACAAAGUAUUGUCAUUCA
Scophthalmus maximus (turbot) is the source of this 1822-nucleotide messenger RNA. It is a transcript of the gene ing2, whose product is annotated as inhibitor of growth family, member 2. The record is from RefSeq and is a predicted model, not a curated record. Gene Ontology annotation, cellular component: nucleus. NCBI's taxonomy places the organism in Eukaryota, Metazoa, Chordata, Actinopteri, Pleuronectiformes, Scophthalmidae. Gene Ontology annotation, biological process: positive regulation of DNA-templated transcription. Bases 338 to 1183 code for a protein of 281 amino acids. The transcript is spliced from 2 exons.